AUGCGCCGAUCAACCGCGACCGCGCUGUUCCUGCUGUAUCUGAUGGCUGUGGGGACAGCAGCGGCCCGCCGGCUGCAUCAAGGAGACGAGUGGGAUGAAGAUACCGUUGGUGGCGAUGAAGUCUCGCCCCCAGCAGCCACCAAGGGCGUUGGCGAGGAGGAGGUUGGCACGGAUGCCGCCACACUGGCAGCAGCCGAGGAGGAGGAGGCCAGCCUGCUUGGUGCGACGCAAAAAGCCAGCAGCGCUAGCACCGACGCCAAGCAAGGCGCUGGCACCAAGGGAAAGGAGGGACCUGAAGAGACUGACGAGAAGGAGGACAGCGAGGACAGCGCCAAGGCGGCCGGAAAGGGCGCCGCUGCCAGCGACGAGGGCGAGGAGAAGAAGGUGCCAGUGCCGCCCACGCCCGCCGACGAGGACAGCAGCAACAGCGGUGACAAGGAGACAGAGGAGGAUUAUGACUACGGUGACUAUGGGCAGGAACCGAAGGAGGAGGAGGCGGAAGAGAAGAAGGGCUCAGCAACAGCAGCAUCCUCCACCGGCGUGAGCACAAAGGCUGCCGCCAACGCCACCGCCGCUGCCGGCAAGGCACCCGCCAAGGGCAAAGAGGGCAAGGAGGAGAUGGCAGCGUCAGACAAGGAGGCAGAGGCUCCAGCAGCAGAAGGAGGUGGCUCCAGCAAAAGCAAGGGCAGCAAGGCCAGCUCCAAAACCAGCAAACCUGCCGAGGCAGAGGCAGAAGAGGAGGAGGAGGAGGAGGAGGAGGAGGAGGGCAGCCCCACAGCAGCUUCUGCACCUUUGCCCAGCAGCCGGGAGGAGGAGGAGGCAGAGGAGGCACCCGCCAAGAAGAACAAGGGCACCAAGCCAUACACCCCGAAGAAGACAGGCAGCAAAGCAGCAGCGACGGCAGUCGCGCCGGCUCCUGGGCCUGCUCCUUGGCAGGCCCCGGAGGAAGAGAAGGAGACAGGGAAGACUAAGAAGACUGGCGCCAAGGCAGACGAGAAGAAGGCGGGCAGCAAAGCAGCCGUUCCAGCUGCCGCCCCAGCACCCGCAGCAGGGGAAGAGGAGAGCAGCGGCAAGCAAGGCGGCGGCAAGGCAGGUGUGAAGGAGCAGAGCGGCGAGGCGGCGCCUGCUCCUGCUCCAGCUGCGAAGCACCAGCAUGGGAAGGAGGAGGGGGAAAAGGCAACCAAGGCAUCAGGCAGCAGCAGCAAGGGGGAGGAGGCAUCAGAGCUGGCGGGCGAUGUUGAGAGCGGCACACCGACACCGCCGCCACCUGAGGAGGAGGCCUUUGGCGAGGGUGCAUCUGGGCCAGACUCCAAGCCCGAGGCAGAGCAGGAGGGUCUCGAGGGAGGGGAGGACGAGGCAGAUGCUGCGGCGACCGGCGGCCAGGAGAAGGCAGCAGCCACGGAGAAGCAGCAGCAGGAGGGGGAGGAGCAGCAGGAGAAGGCAGCAGGCACCCAGGCUGCCGAGGACGAGGAUGUGGAGUCGGCGGUGGUGAAGGAGCAGCAGGAAGCCAGCGCCGCUUUUGGAAGCUUUAUCCCUGGCCAGACAGCGCUGGUGGUGCUGGGUGCGGCGGUGGCUGGUGCCGCGGCAUUCUGGUAUUGGCGCCGCAGGCGGCAGGCUGCGGCGCGCCACGGCGGCGGCGCUGGAGGGCUGGAGAUGGCGCAGCACACAAAGUAUGCACCCAUGCCCUCCCGCCCGCCUGCCUCCGACGACAGCUGGGGCACGGGCCAGCAGCAGCAGCAGCGCCAGGUGCAGCGUGACUCGUCGUGGGAUCAGGACUGGUGA
Messenger RNA from Chlorella variabilis, 1782 nucleotides. RefSeq lists its product as hypothetical. Lineage: Eukaryota; Viridiplantae; Chlorophyta; Trebouxiophyceae; Chlorellales; Chlorellaceae. The record is from RefSeq and is a predicted model, not a curated record. The coding region runs from base 1 to 1782 and encodes 593 amino acids. The transcript is spliced from 5 exons.